Trematomus bernacchii (emerald rockcod) is the source of this 2719-nucleotide messenger RNA. RefSeq names its product solute carrier family 25 member 25a (gene slc25a25a). Gene Ontology annotation, cellular component: mitochondrial inner membrane. Gene Ontology annotation, molecular function: ATP transmembrane transporter activity; calcium ion binding. The record is from RefSeq and is a predicted model, not a curated record. Gene Ontology annotation, biological process: transmembrane transport. Bases 133 to 1545 code for a protein of 470 amino acids. The transcript has 10 exons. Lineage: Eukaryota; Metazoa; Chordata; Actinopteri; Perciformes; Nototheniidae.
GAUGAUAUUCUUCAGAAGCCGGUGCUUCCUCCUUACCGGCAUUCCAGUAUUACCCCGUGGAGGAGUGAAACUGACAGAGCUGCGCUAUUUAUUUAUUUAUUGUAGUGUAUUUUAAGAUUUACGGAACCCAAGAUGCUCGGCCUGUGCCUUUACGUCCCCGUCUCCAACUCAGACCCAGUUGAGGUGGAAUAUUUUGAGUCAAAUGGACUGCCGUCGGAGCUGAAGUCUCUGUUCAACAAACUGAGCGUGUUCCUGCCUUCACAGGAAUUUUCAUCCUACAAAAGAUGGCGAAAGAAAACCUUAAAAAGAGAAGAAAGUAACUCAGGUGGACAGCUGGACUUUGAAGAGUUUGUUCACUAUCUACAGGACUACGAGAAAGACCUAAAGCUGCUGGUGAAAAGCCUCACCAGCAAGAAUACAGGCCACGUUGAUCCUCAGGAAUUCAUGCAGUCCCUCCAGGACAUUGGUGUGCAUAUUUCCCCGCAGCACGCGGAGAAAGCCCUUAAAAGCAUGGAUAAGAACGGAAUGAUAACUAUCGGCAGUAAAGACUGGAGCAACUACCCCGUGGAGGAGAAGACCGAGAACAUCCCUGAAAUCAUCCUCUACUGGAAGCACUCUACGAUAUUCGACGUGGGGGAUAACCUGAUGGUGCCCGAUGAGUUCACUGUGGAGGAGAAGCAGACCGGGAUAUGGUGGAGGCACCUGGUCGCCGGCGGAGGAGCUGGUGCUGUUUCAAGGACCUUCACCGCUCCACUGGAUCGACUCAAAGUCAUGAUGCAGGUUUAUGGAUCCCGAACCAACAACAUGUGUAUCAUGACCGGGAUGAUGCAGAUGAUCAGAGAGGGUGGUAUGAAGUCAUUGUGGCGAGGAAAUGGUGUGAACAUCAUCAAAAUCGCCCCGGAGACGGCCCUAAAGUUCAUGGCGUAUGAGCAGAUAAAAAAAUUGAUCUGUAACGAUAAGCAGACUCUGGGGAUCUUGGAUCGAUUUGUUGCAGGAUCUCUGGCCGGAGUGCUCGCACAGAGCACAAUCUACCCAAUGGAGGUCCUGAAAACCCGCCUUGCUCUGAGGAAGACCGGGCAGUACUCGAGUAUCUCAGACUGUGCGAAGCAGAUUUUCAGGAGAGAAGGACUCAGUGCUUUUUAUAAAGGCUAUAUCCCCAACAUGUUGGGCAUCAUCCCCUACGCAGGCAUCGACCUGGCAGUGUACGAGACGCUGAAGAACAGAUACCUGCAGCAGUACGGCACCAACAGCAGCGACCCCGGCGUGCUGGUCCUGCUGGCCUGCGGCACCGUGUCAAGCACCUGCGGUCAGCUCGCCAGUUACCCUCUGGCUCUGGUCCGCACCCGCAUGCAAGCACAAGCAGCAGUGGAGGGCAGCCAGCAGAUGACCAUGUCCGGUCUCUUCAGGCAGAUCUUGCAGACCGAGGGCCCGACGGGGCUGUACAGGGGCCUCGCCCCCAACUUCCUCAAAGUCAUCCCUGCCGUUAGCAUUAGCUACGUGGUGUACGAGCAUUUGAAGACACAGCUUGGGGUGAAAUCGCGCUGAAGCUCACCCUCUCAUUGUCAGGACACUUCUGAAGAUUCAUGUGACAAGUGACCCUCACCCACUCUCCGUCUCCCUCCCAUAUCGCUCCUGCUAGGGAAACCCAGGGGCCUUUUGGUUCCUGUGGCGAUCUCAUUCUGUGAAUGUCCGCCUGAAUAUGAAAGAUGAGAAAGGACACUUAAGUUGAAAAGGUGGAGGAUAUGGACUCUGUGAGCUCACGUUGUCGGGAUUGUAAACUGCUGCUAUUUUUUAUUUUUAAAAGAAGUUGUGUUGAGAGUUGAAAUGAGAAAAAAGAUGGAUGUGGGUGAUCAGCUAUUGGAGGACCAAAUGCUUAUAUUGUCCCUGCUGUUUGGUGCCUGUUACAGUUUUUUUUUCAUAGUAGUGUGAUUGCAGGCUCUGGGCAGUUCACCAGCAUUUGUGUUAUGCAACUCUGGGGGGAAAAACUCCAAUUACGAGUAACUUUAGAUGGCAGAUAGCAUUAAUAAGCAGUUUCAUUAUUCAACCAUUCUACCUAUAGGAAGAAAUGUGUUCUUAACAGAGAACUUUGCACACGUGAGUUUGAUCUCUCCAUCCCUCUCCCGAAUGAAUCAAUGAAUGGAUGAGCGGAUUUCCUGAAUUCCAGUCUGCAGUAUUUAUUGUUUUGAAUGUCUAGGAGAGGAAGGAGGUACAAUGCUGCGUGAUCCUGGAGAGCCACAUGUGCGAUCUUUAUAAAUGCAGUGAUUGUAUUCAGGGUGAAAACUAACACAAGAGACAGCCUUAACAUGUGCCUUUGAAACGCUAAAUAUAGUUGUCUGGUGAAAUGUGGUUUGUCUACUCAUGAGUCACUGUAGCUGAUGUUAGACCUGGAAAAUAACUUUUUUGUUGUGUGUGUGUGUAAACUGUUUCAGAUUAUGUCUGUUAACUUGUGUAGAUAUUCUUGCCCAUUUUCUAGGUAUAAAGGUCUUAAUGUUCACCUCAGGUUACGGGCAGAUUAUUGUUUAAUUCACAGAAAAGCACACAAAGCCAAUGUUUUUUGUUUCACUACAUGUUCACUAAGAAAAACCAGGGCUUUAAAAAAAGAUGGGUGACAUAAAGCACUUUAAUCAAUGCUGGAAGGGCCUCUGAAUUAAUGUCAUAUCAAUCCAGGUAUUAAGGUUUAAUGGACCACUUUGAUGCAAAUAAAUGCAAAUUCUUGUAA